Messenger RNA from Mugil cephalus (flathead mullet), 991 nucleotides. RefSeq names its product C-reactive protein-like. NCBI's taxonomy places the organism in Eukaryota, Metazoa, Chordata, Actinopteri, Mugiliformes, Mugilidae. The transcript is spliced from 5 exons. The record is from RefSeq and is a predicted model, not a curated record. Bases 40 to 744 code for a protein of 234 amino acids.
AAGCAGUGAGAGUAUAAAAUUUGCGAUCCCUGUUCAUCGAUGCCACAACUUCCUCACUCAGGCUUAAAGAUGGCGCGUUUGCUUCUCCUGAUGGUGGUGAUGCUGCCAGCAUGUGCUGCAACUCCUCAAGAUCUAUCUGGUAAAAUGUUCACCAUUCCACAAGAAACCAACACAGCUCAUGUGAGGCUGAAUACAUCUUUGCAGAGUUUCAGUGCUGCGACUGUCUGUCUCAGGUCUGUUACAGACUUAGACAGAAACCACAUCCUUUUCUCUCUGGCCACACCCUCUCUUGCCAACGCCUUCCUGAUAUUCAAGACAGCUACACGUGAUGGCAUUGAGGUCUAUGUCCAGGACAAAGCAGUAACAUUUGGAAAUCAGAAAUAUGAGCUGAAUGAGUGGCACUCAAUUUGUUCCACAUGGGACGCUGAGUCUGGUCUGGUGCAGCUGUGGGUUGAUGGAAAGGCAUCAAUUAAGAAAUUCACCAGUGGAUCAGCCAUCAAGAGCCCCAUCGUUAUCUUAGGACAGGAGCAGGAUUCGUACGGUGGGGGCUUUGACAUGAGCCAGUCGUUUGUUGGCGCAAUACACGAUGUCCACAUGUGGAACUACGUCCUUUCCCCUUGUGAGAUUCAGCGCUACACGGAGACCUCUAACUUCACUCCAGGCAAUGUGCUGAACUGGAGGGCGCUGGACUUCCAGAUAACAGGAAGAGUGUUGGUAGAAGACAGAUUCAUCACCUGUAACUAAAGUCACACAAGACCUUGUCAUUGAGCACUUAAAGUCUUUUCGACUGAGUAGUUUAAAAAGCAGAUUUCACAAUGUUGAACAGCUUUGCUUUUGUGUUGAUUGACUCUUUUCAAUGAAAGCAUAAUUUUACAAACUGUAAUCCUAAUCACCAUGAACAAUAUCUUAUAAUCUCUGUAAUUCGUACAUACCAGCCAUAUAAACUGCUCUCUGCUUGUAGCUUGACAAGUAUUAAAAACAGCAUAUUUGA